UCAGAUAAAGGUAUAUUGGCAUUGAUAUAAAAAAUUUUGUCUUUUAAUAGGGCAGCUUGAAGAAUGGCGUUGUUGAUGAAAAUACUGUUCCAGAUGGUUAUGAUUUUGUAUUUCGCCCCAUAUCUGCUAGUGCCAAACUUCAAAUGAAUCGCCGAUCUGAUUUUGACUUUUCUGCCCCCAAGAUAAAACUGGAUGUUGAGUUACAUGACAUAGCGAUUGAAUUUAAUAAACCACAGUAUUUCAGUCUUAUGGAGCUUCUUGAGUCAGUUGAUAUGAUGAGGCAAAAUCUGCCAUAUAGAAAAUUCAGACCUGAUGUACCUGUUUGCAGCCAUGCCAGAGAAUGGUGGGCUUAUGCUAUACAUGGUAUUCUCGAAGUAAAUGUUUGUCCCCGCUUACGGAUGUGGUCAUGGAAGCAUAUUUGCACUCAUAGGCAACAAAUGAAGCAAUACAAAGAACUAUAUAAAAAAAAACUAACAAGCAAGAAGCCACCUGGUGAACUUCUCAGCUUUUUGGAGGAGUUGGAAAGGACCCUGGAUGUAUUUAAUAUAACUAUAGCAAGACAACAGGCGGAAGUUGAGGUAAAGAAAGCUGGAUACAGGAUAUACAGAGAAGGAACAAAAGAUUCAGAGGAAAAUAAAGGAUGGUUUAGCUGGUUAUGGACUUGGUCAGAACCAAAAACUAAUGAACUGCAGCCAGAUGUUAGAACUGGAAGUCUUGAAGAAAUCUUGACACCUGAAGAAAAAUCUUUACUCUAUGAAGCAAUUGGCUAUAGUGAAACAGCAGUUGACCCAACCUUGCCAAAAUCAUUUGAAGCCAUGAAGUUUUACAUGCACUUGAAAAGUAUGUCUAUUGUUCUAAGAGAAGAACAACGAAAACAUGAGCUGUUAAAUAUUGUAGUAGAAGAAUUUAGCACUUGGGUUGUACAAAGACCAGGAGCACAAGCAAUUAAAUUUGAAACCAUAAUUGAUUCGUUUCAUGUUACUGGCCUACCAGACAAUUCAAUAAAACCCCGCCUCUUGUCUUCAUUGGAUAAUGCUACAUCACUUUUCCAGAUUACAUUUGAGACAAAUCCAUUAGAUGAAACUGUUGCUCAGAGGUGUAUCAUAGAAGCUGAACCUUUAGAAAUGAUAUAUGAUGCAAGAACAGUGAAUAGUAUAGUGGAAUUCUUCAGACCUCCAAAAGAGGUAAAUCUAGCACAGCUCACUUCAGCAACUUUGACAAAACUUGAAGAAUUUCGUGAUAAAACAGCAACAGGUCUACUGUAUAUUAUUGAAACACAGAAAGUUCUUGAUCUCAGAAUUAAUUUGAAAGCUUCAUAUGUUAUUAUCCCACAAGAUGGAAUUUUUAGCCCCACAUCAAAUCUGCUUCUUUUGGAUCUUGGUCAUUUACAGGUGACAAGUAAAAGUCGUACAGAAUUAACAGAUAUGAAACAAGGUGAAGCCAGACUUGAAGAGAUAAUGCAUAGAGCUUAUGAUUCCUUUGAUAUUCACCUUACAAGCAUACAGCUGCUUUACAGCAGUGUUGGUGAUAAUUGGAAAGAAGCACGAAAACUCAGUGUAUCUACACAGCAUAUUUUGAUACCUUUGCACUUCAGUAUGGAAUUCUCUAAGGCCUUGGUUUUCAUGGAUAUAAGGAUGCCUAAAUUCAAGAUUUUUGGAAAGUUACCACUGAUUUCUUUGCGAAUCUCAGAUAAAAAACUGCAAGGGAUUUUGGAAUUGAUUGAAAGCAUCCCAAAACCCACACCUGCAACUGAAAUUCAUGCCCCCGUCAAACCAUUUCAGAUUCAAAGGUCCUCUUCUUUGGGAGCAACACAGAUUUCACAGAAAGUGAUUCCUUUCUUGGAACGUACAUAUCUUGAAGAUGAUUCAGAGGAGGAAUUUUAUGAUGCACCGUCUAGUCCUUUGGAAGAACCUUUUCAGUUAACUAGAGUUAAAAGUUAUCAACAACAAAAGAUUAACAAGCCGGAUUGUACAAAAAAUAUCAUUCAGUAUAAAAUAAGAUUUGAAGUGCCAGAGGUAUCUAUUCAGUUUUAUCACCUCAUUGAAAAUUGUGAACUACCUGUGGUAGAAGUUCUUGUCUUAGGAUUGGGCACAGAAGUAGAGCUUAGAACAUAUGAUUUGAAAGCCAAUGCCUUUUUGAAAGAAUUCUGCUUAAAAUGCCCAGAAUACUUGGAUGCAAAUGAAAAGCCAGUUUAUUUGAUUACAACCCUGGACAACGUAAUGGAAGACUUGUUAACACUGGAGUAUGUGAAGGCUGAAAAGAGUGUACCCAACUUGAAAAGUGCCUAUAACAAUGUCGCACAGCUGAUUAAGGUGAAUUUUUCCUCUUUGGAUAUUCAUUUGCAUACUGAAGCACUUCUGAAUACAAUAAACUAUUUUAACAAUUUCCUUCCACAAUUGGAGGAAAAAUCAGCCUCAAUUUAUGUUGCGGAGACUGAAGACAAAGGAGAGGUCAUUAAGAAAAUAUCUUCAAAGCGAUCCAGGAAAGAAGAUAUUAUUACCUUGCAGAUCUUAGCAGAAUUAUCAUGUUUACAGAUCUUUAUCCAAGAUCAGAAACAUAACAUUGCUGAAAUUAAGAUUGAAGGGCUUGAUUCUGAGAUAAUUAUGAGGACUACAGUAACUGAAAUAAAUGCAAAACUAAGGAAUAUAAUUGUUUUGGAUUCUGAUAUAACAGCUGUAUACAAAAAGGCUGUUUAUAUCACUGGAAAAGAAGUUUUCAGCUUCAAAAUCAUUUCUUAUAUGAAUGCGACGGCUGGUCCUGCGUACACAAAUAUGAGUGUGGUUGACAUUCAAGUGAAUUUAACUGUUGGUUGCAUUGAAGUAGUUUUAGUCACAAAAUUUUUAUAUUCUAUAUUGGCUUUUAUAGGUAAUUUUCAAGCAGUUAAAGAAGCCUUGGCUGAAGCAACUGUUCAGGCAGCAGGAAUGGCUGCUACUGGUGUAAAAGAACUGGCACAAAGGAGUUCUAGAUUGGCAUUAGAUGUUAACAUCAAAGCCCCAGUUUUGGUCGUCCCACAGUCUCCAGUUUCUGAAAAUGUUUUUGUUGCUGACUUUGGGCUAAUUACAAUGACCAAUACAUUCCAUAUGAUAACAGAGAGCCAGAGCAAUCCCCCACCCGUUAUUGAUUUGAUUACCAUAAAGCUGAGUGAAAUGAGACUAUACAGGUCUCAAUAUAUUAAUGAUGCAUACCGGGAAGUACUGGAUAUAUUACUGCCAUUAAAUCUCGAGGUGAUUGUUGAGCGAAAUUUAGCCUGGGAGUGGUACCAGGAAGUUCCUUUUUUAAAUAUAAAUGCUCAACUAAAGCCCAUGGAGUUCAUUCUUAGUCAAGAAGAUAUAACAACUAUCUUCAAAACAUUAUAUGGUAAUAUAUGGAAUGAAAGAGGUGAUAGUGCCUCACUAGCAGGACCGAAAGAUCAGAGUAGUGGUGUUAAUAAUGCUUCACAUCAUUCAGGAGGAACAACUGUAGUGACAGCUGCUGUGGUAGAAAUAUAUUCACGUGCCUCUCAAGUUAAGACAACACUAAAUAUGAGUUUCAAAACUGAUUAUCUCACCAUGGUACUAUAUAGUCCAAGUCCUGAACAGACUUCCUUUAAAGACAUUCGAGAUCCUUCUCUGGCACUUGCUGAAUUUAAGUUGGAGAAUAUAAUAAGUACUUUAAAAAUGUAUACAGAUGACUCAACAUUUUCUUCCUUUUCAUUAAAAAACUGCAUUUUAGAUGAUAAAAGGCCUCAUGUCAAGAAGGCAACUCCUAGAAUGAUAGGACUGACAGUUGGAUUUGACCAAAAGGACAUGAUGGAUGUAAAGUAUAAGAAAGUCAGAGAUGGUUGGGUGACUGAUUUAGUCGUUCAGGAAACAUAUAUCUGUGCAAGUGUGGAAUUUCUACUGACAGUUGUAAAUGUCUUUCUUGAGGCCUACACCACAGGCACUGCUGUAGAAACCAAUGUUCAAGCAUGGACUACUAAGGAAGAAGUACCUACACAGGUACAAGAAAAGUGGGAAAUUAAUAUUCUUAUUAAAAAUCCUGAAAUUGUUUUUGUGGCUGAUAUGACGAGAAAUGAUGCGCCUGCCUUAGUCAUUACAACACAAUGUGAAAUUUGUUGGAAGGGUGACCUUGAACACAAUACAAUGACUGCUGCUAUUAAAGAUCUCGAACUGAGAGCAUGCCCAUUUCUUCCAGUCAAGAGAAAAGACAGAAUCACUACUGUUUUACAGCCCUGUGACUUGUUCUAUCAAGCUACUCAGAUAGGUGGAGAUCCACAGGUGAUUGAUAUAUCAGUAAAAUCUCUGACACUAAAGGUUUCACCAGUUAUCAUAAAUACUGUGAUUACCAUAACUUCAGCACUUUAUGCAACUAAGGAAACCAUCCCACAAGAAACUGCUUCUUCUACAGCACAUUUAUGGGAAAAGAAGGAUACGAAGACUUUAAAAAUGUGGUUUCUUGAAGAACCAGAUGAAGUUAAAAACAUAGCUCCCACAACUGAAUUGGUACCCCAAGGAGAGAGAAUAAAAAUGAACAUCGAUUCUAUUUUUGUAGUUCUUGAGGCUGGAGUUGGUCAUAGAACAGUGCCUAUGCUUUUGGCAAAAUCACGUUUUUCAGGGGAAGGCAAAAACUGGAGUUCCCUCAUAAAUCUCCACUGUCAGCUUGAGUUAGAAGUGCAUUAUUACAAUGAAAUGUUUGGUGUAUGGGAACCUUUGCUUGAACCCUUAGAAAUUGAUCAGACUGAGGAUUUUAGACCAUGGAAUCUUGGGAUCAAGAUGAAAAAGAAAGCAAAACAGGCCAUUGUUGAGUCAGAUACUGAAGAAGAUUACAGAGUGCCAGAAUAUAAAACUGUCAUCAGUUUCUAUUCAAAAGACCAGCUAAACAUUACAUUAUCCAAAUGUGGUCUUGUAAUGUUAAAUAAUUUAGCCAAGGCAUUUACAGAAGCUGCUACUGGAUCUUCAGCUGUCUUCAUAAGGGAUCUAGCGCCAUUUAUGAUUUUGAAUUCUCUUGGACUUACCAUCUCUGUCUCACCAAGUGAUUCUUUCAGUGUGCUCAAUGUUCCAAUAGCAAAAUCAUAUGUAUUGAAAAAUGAGGAAAGUUUAAGUAUGGAUUAUGUCCGAACAAAAGACAAUGAUCAUUUCAAUGCAAUGACCAGCCUAAGCAGCAAACUUUUCUUCAUUCUCCUUACACCUGAUAACCACUCUGCUGCUGAUAAAAUUCCUUUAACAAAAGUGGGACGACGACUGUACACUGUAAGACACAGAGAAUCUGGAGUUGAAAGAUCUAUUGUUUGUCAAAUUGAUGCAGUGGAAGGAAAUAAGAAGGUAACAGUUCGCUCCCCAGUGCAGAUUAGAAAUCAUUUUUCAAUCCCACUUUAUGUUUAUGAAGGGUAUACUUUAUUGGGAAUGGCUUCACCUGGAAAUGAAUUUAACAUACCAUUAGCAUCUUACCGAUCACUCCUUUCUCUGAAGCCAGAAGACGAGGAAUAUCAAAUGUGUGAAGCAAUUGACUUCGAAGAGAUUAUAAAAAAUGAAGGCACUUUUCUAAAGAAGAAAUGUAACCCUAUAAACCCUUCUAUGAAACCAUUUAUUAUUAAUAUUGUCCCAGAAAAAGAUAAUUUGACAUCCCUGUCAGUAUACUCAGAAGAUGGUUGGGACUUACCAUACAUAAUACAUUUGUGGCCACCUAUCCUACUCCGAAAUCUUCUUCCUUACAAAAUGGCUUAUUAUAUAGAGGGGGAUGAAUAUAGAGUUUUCACUCUAAAUGAAGGAUCUUCGGCCCAUAUUUGUACUGUAAAAUUGGAUAAAGCCAAGCUACAUUUAAAAUUACUUGACUAUCUUAAUCAUGAUUGGAAAAGUGAAUAUCAUAUAAAACCUAAUCAACAAGAUAUUAGUUUCAUCAGUUUUACCUGUGUAACGGAAAUAGAAAAGACUGAGUUAGAUAUUGCUAUCCAUGUGACUUAUAAUCCUGGCCAGACAGUUGUGGCAUUUCAUAGUCCUUAUUGGAUGGUCAAUAAAACUGGUCGAAUGUUACAAUAUAAAGCUGAUGGAAUUCAUCGAAAGCAUCCACCUAAUUAUAAAAUGCCAGUUCUCUUUUCUUUUCAACCAAAGCACUUUUUUAAUAACAAUAAGGUUCAGCUUAUGGUAACUGAUAGUGAAUUGUCAGAUCAGUUUUCAAUUGAUACUGUUGGUAGUCAUGGAGCUGUUAAAUGUAAAGGCCUGAAAAUGGAAUAUCAAGUUGGUGUCACUAUAGACCUCAGCAGUUUUAACAUUACCAGAAUUGUGACAUUUACCCCUUUUUAUGUGAUCGAAAACAAAAGCAAGUGUCGUAUUUUAGUGGCUGAAGAGGGAAAUGAUAAAUGGCUCUCUCUUGAUUUGGAGCAGUGUAUCCCCUUUUGGCCUCAGGAUGCUUCAAACAAACUUCUUAUUCAAGUUGAAAGAAGUGAAGGCCCUCCCAAAAAGAUACAUUUGAACAAGCAAGAAAAUUGUAUUUUAUUGCGUCUGGAUAAUGAGCUGGGAGGUAUUAUAGCAGAAGUUAAUUUGGCAGAGCAUUCUACAGUUAUUACAUUUUCAGAUUAUCAUGAUGGAGCAGCUACAUUCCUGUUAAUAAAUCACACCAAGAAUGACAUUAUUGAAUAUAAGCAAAGUUCUCUCAGUGAAAUAGAAGAUUCUCUCCCUCCUGGAAAAGCAGUACUUUAUACCUGGGCCGAUCCAGUGGGCUCUCGGAAGCUGAAGUGGAGCUGUGGAAAGAACCAGGGGGAAGUGACGCAGAAGGAUGAUAUGAUGACAGCUAUAAAUUUGGGGAAAAAGACUGUUUAUUUAGUUUCAUUCUUUGAAGGCUUACAACGCAUUAUUUUAUUCACUGAAGAUCCAAAGGUAUUUAAAGUGACAUAUGAAAAUGAGAAAGCAGAAUUAGCAGAGCAAGAAAUUGUGUUGGCAUUACAAGAUGUUGGACUUUCUCUCGUCAACAAUUACACAAAGCAAGAAGUAGCCUAUAUUGGCAUUACAAGUUCUGAUGUGGUUUGGGAGACAAAGCCUAAGAAGAAGGCAAGAUGGAAGCCAAUGAGUGUAAAGCACACCGAGAAGUUAGAGAAAGAAUUUAAAGAAUAUACUGAAUCUUCACCUGCAGAAGAUAAGGUUAUCGAGUUGGACACUAACAUUCCGGUUUGCUUUACACCUAGUGGCACUAACAUGAAAAUUCUGCAACCACAUGUAAUAGCUAUACGAAGGAAUUAUCUGCCAGCAUUAAAAGUGGAAUAUAACACAUCUGCACAUCAAUCAUCAGUUAGAAUUCAAAUUUACAGAAUACAGAUCCAAAACCAGAUACAUGGUGCUGUAUUUCCAUUUGUAUUUUAUCCUGUUAAACCUCCCAAGUCAGUCACCAUGGAUUCAGCACCAAAGCCUUUUACAGAUGUCAGUAUUGUCAUGAGAUCUGCAGGGCAUUCCCAGAUAUCACGUAUUAAGUACUUCAAAGUGUUGAUCCAAGAAAUGGAUCUCAGGUUAGAUCUUGGGUUUGUCUAUGCUUUAGCAGAACUUAUGACAGAAGCUGAAGUAACUGAAAAAACAGAGGUUGAACUUUUUCAAAAAGAUAUAGAAGUUUUCCAAGAAGAAUAUAAAAGAGAGUCAUUAGUAGACUCAUCACAAGUCAGCCUCUAUGAGUACUUUCAUAUAUCUCCUAUCAAGUUGCAUUUAAGCGUUUCACUGAGUUCGGGUAAAGAAGCAGCUAAAGAUUCAGAACAUCAUGAAGGAUUGAUUGCAAUUCAUUCUUUAAAUCUUUUGCUGAAGAGUAUUGGUGCCACCCUUACAGAUGUACAAGAUGUAGUUUUUAAGCUUGCAUUUUUUGAACUCAACUAUCAGUUUCAUACAACAUCUGAACUGCAGUCUGAAGUAGUAAGACACUAUUCAAAACAGGCCAUUAAGCAGAUGUAUGUACUCAUUCUUGGACUUGAAGUUUUGGGAAAUCCCUUUGGCUUGAUUAGAGAAUUUUCUGAAGGCGUAGAAGCAUUUUUCUAUGAACCUUACCAGGGAGCCAUUCAGGGUCCUGAAGAGUUUGUGGAGGGAAUGGCACUAGGACUGAAGGCAUUAGUUGGAGGAGCUGUUGGUGGAUUAGCUGGUGCUGCCUCCAGAAUCACCAGUGCUAUGGCUAAAGGUGUGGCAGCUAUAACUAUGGAUGAAGACUACCAGCAGAAGAGGAGAGAGGCCAUGAAUAAGCAACCAGCUGGCCUCAGAGAAGGCAUCACUCGUGGAGGAAAAGGCUUAGUUUCUGGUUUUGUAAGUGGCAUAACAGGAAUUGUUACAAAACCAAUCAAAGGAGCUCAAAAAGAAGGAGCAAGCGGUUUCUUUAAAGGUGUCGGGAAAGGCUUAGUUGGAGCAGUGGCAAGACCAACUGGAGGCAUCAUAGACAUGGCUAGCAGCACGUUUCAGGGGAUAAAAAGGGCCACAGAGUCUUCUGAUGAAGUGGAGAGCCUGCGACCCCCUCGGUUCUUUAAUGAAGAUGGAGUUAUCAGACCUUACAGGUUGAGGGAUGGUACUGGAAAUCAAAUGUUACAGGUCAUGGAAAAUGGAAGAUUUGCAAAAUGCAAAUAUUUCACCCAUGUCAUGAUCAAUAAAACAGAUAUGUUAAUGAUAACCAAAAGUGGUGUAUUGUUUGUAACAAAAGGAACAUUUGGACAGCUUACAUGUGAGUGGCAGUACAAUUUUGAUGAAUUUACCAAAGAGCCAUUCAUUGUUCAUGGGAGAAGAUUGCGCAUUGAAGCAAAGGAACGGGUGAAGUCUGUAUUCCAUGCCAAAGAGUUUGGAAAAAUAAUUAACUUCAAGACCCCAGAGGAUGCUAAGUGGAUCCUCACAAAGCUAGAAGAAGCCAGAGAACCUUCCCCGAGCCUCUGAUGGAGGGAACACUGCCGGAAGACACAGUGAUUAAUCGUCGCAGCUUCCACCUCGGACCUUCCAGAACCUGUUGGGGAAGAAUAGUACGGAAGUAAUUUCAAGUGCGAAUAUAUGUAUAUAUGUAUCAGUUAGAAUCAGGUAAAACAGCUAUUGAUUAAAAUAUUUCAACUCUUUGGGGCUCCAUCUGGUUUUCUAACUUGAAUCAUGCAUCGGGUUAAAAUUCUAAUGAUUUUAAAAGAGAAACGUUUCUUUUAUAAGUCUUAAAUAUUUGCUCCAGGUGAUUUCUGCAGUGGUGGAGAUAUUGCCCAUGUUUAGCUUUCAUAUGGAGCGAGGUUUGAUGUUCCUAAUUUACACUUUGAACUUCUCUCGUGCUCACUUCCAACUCCCUGAAUAAGUGAUGGGAGUGAUCAAUCAGUGGUCAAAUCAAACAUUGCCUCCGUGGUAUCAAGAGAAUUUUAGUGGUGAUUUCUUUAGAAACAUGAAGUUCUUUUUACAGAAAUAUUUUGAUAUUAUUUUCCUUAUUUUUAUAAAGGAUAGGUUUGAACUAUACUUCAAAUGCACAGCAUGAAUAUAAAAAACAAUCUUUUUAUAUAUAAUAUAAUAGAGAUUGAACAAUACCCUUUCAAGCCUCAUCGUAAGAAAGGCUUGAAGAGUGAGUGUUUGUACCCCAAAGGAGAGAGCCCGUCUCAGAACUCUGAAGCCUUAGCAAUAGCUCCUCAGGCCGUCUCCAUGGCAUCUACUUGGCUUAACCAGCCCAUGUUUUUAAUAGAUUGCCAACUUUAAAGGGAAAUUCCUGAAGCCUUAGCAAUACCAACUUUCCACUCACUGGUAAUAUGAAAUAAACAAAACCUCCACCUUCUUCAAUAGGAGUUAUGCUUCAGAGCAGAGAGCCCCUCUCACAGCCAGUGUCUCUACCCCAAAGUCUAACCCAGUAGCCUGUCCUGUUGGUAACAGAUUGAGAAUUUCCAGUUUGCUUUUUCUACAGUUAUUCAAAUGAGAAUCAUUCUCUUAAAUGUAAAGUGCAUCAGAACAGAAAUCAUUAGUAAAAAUAAGACCAUGGGUUUUUUUCCUUGGUUUUUUGUUCAGAAACCUUAAUAUUCAUGGGCUUUCUCAAGUGAAAGGAGACGAGUGUAUGACUGAGAACCGUGAAGGGAAUGAAGCAGUGUCUUAGGUAUUAAAUAAUACAGAGUAUUUGAUGCAUGUUGUAUGUGCCAUGAAAUUGUUAUAAACUCUUUUUGGGAUUGGAGACUGUAUAAUAAAUGGUUGUGAAAGGGUUCCUCAAACCCUUGCUUUGUUGUAAAAGCUAAAAUAAACAGCAUGCCAGACUGUAAUUAUGUUUCUUCCUGACCAAAUCCUGCUACUCAAUACUAUUGAUUGUCCUUUGAUUAUAAAAACACAUUGUUUAUUAUCAGUCGUUUCCCCCAAAAUGUUGUGUUUUUUUGCUGAACAUAAAUUGAAUCGAAAGAAGACAGAUUCCAAAUCACAUGAUCCUGUGUGCUCCCUUCGUGACCUUUGCUCAGAGGAUCACAUUUUCUCUGUUGCUGAGCACUUCCAGCGUUACCUGCAUUGGAGUGAAACCUAGAAGCAGAGGUAGACAGACAACUCAGCAGGGUGCCCUUGUCCAAAAUGUUGCUUUACUGGAGUCCCAUUCAGUACCACUGGCCGUUAAGGACCUCAUUACCUACUCCAGUUUCAUUUUAUUCUCAGAAAAAAAUACAGGCCCGUGACUCCGUGGGUGUCCCCUGGCAAAGGGCAAAAGCCUGAAGGAUGGCAGAGAGAUUGUUCUGGUGCCCCCUGGAGCCAGCAGCAGUGGGUGUUUUAACUGCUACGCAGGCAGAGCUCCUGUGCCUCUCCUUCCUCUUCCCUCACCAAUAAGAACCUAGAAAUGUCUAUUCUUAUUUUUUCUCUACCAUUCAUCUACCUGUCAAUACCUCUUGCCACUUCUUCUGUUUCUUAAGUAGAAAGACCCAGAAUGUCAAGAGCAGUAGUUUUUCAGUUGUCUUAGAAGAUUGUCUUCGAGACAGUAGAUCAGACGCAUCAGUCUUUUUAGGGUUUUGAACACUUUGCAAUUAUGUAUUCGAUUCUGUGUUCUUUCUUCUUAAAUAUUAUCGAGGCUGUAAUCUUCUUAAUUUGAAAGCAGUCUGCCCUGAAUUCUGUUUUACUACAUUUAAUGGCUUUCUGUUUGAGAACUUUAAGCUUGUUUGGUAGUUGCUAUGGAACGAGGUCCUGAGUAUUACGUCAUUUCUUUCUUUGUAUUACUUGUUAGCUAUAUAUUCUGGCUCAUGAGUGUUGUGCGAAACCCAAGGCAGUGUGUCUGUUUCUUGCCAGCUCUCCUCCAGAAAGCUAUGGUCAUUAGUAACAGCAACUUGGAUUUCUGGUAUAAAAAGAAGCUUGUGAUUUCCUCACCUUUGCAAAAUACUCUCCGAACCGAAGAACAUGUGCCCUUCUCCAAAGGCUCCCCCAUUUCAGUGUGUGUAUCAGUUGCUGCUUCCUGAGCGUCAGCAAGACUGUGGGGUUUUUCUCAUCCUAAGUUUAGCACAACUGAGUUAUUUUCUGGUCCCUAAAUAAUCAUUACCAGCUGCAUGCAGUCCCUCCCUGUCCCUCUCUCCCCCACAGUCCUAGUCCAUUCCAACUAUCCUGUGGCCUCAAGUAAGAAAAUUUUCUUAACUUUUUCUAUUAUAAUUGUUUCUCUUUUUUUCUAAUGGAAGUAGCAGUAAUAUUAUCUCCAUGAAUAUGUAUGUAUCUAUGGAAAUAUCCUAUAAAUAGUAUUCUAUUUCUAUCUGGUUAAAAGACUGUGCUUCAAACUGUAAGUCUGAAUCCAUUAGUAGUCCAUGAAAUCAGUUUAACAGUUCAAGACCUAGUAUAUUUUAAAAAUGGGAUAGAAAAGAAAAUAAGAGCAGUGCAGUAUCAAGACCAAACAUUGUUUCCUGAAAUAUUGUUUCAGUUAAAUACUCUAUACUGUGUGUACUGGGUCACAAUAUAAAAUCGUAUUUCCUAUUGUGAAUUGCAGUUUAGAAAAAAGCAAAACUGAAAACCUUGGAAGCCAUUGCUGUAGGAGGCGUGGGCCCGCCAGUGAUCGUUGGAACAUUCGGAUUGUGUAGCGUCUGACCUUAGAUGGGGCGGGAGACCCACCGCCCAGGGAGUCUGCGGGUGUGAGCACGUCUUUUUCGCGAGAGUGAGAAGACAGGGUAGCUGUUGUUAUGGUUUAUAAAGUGUUUUCCUUCGCGGCGGGUAUCAGGACCCACUAAAAUCAGGCAUCAGUGGGACCAGAAAAGGCAUAGAAAAGUUCAGUUCACAGACAGCACCCAAAAAAGGCCACAGGAUAGCAUUUAACUUGAUGUGUUUCAACCUCUUUCCCACUAAGCAUUUUACUAGGAUUGGGGACAGAAGUUCUUUUAAGUAAGCUGAGUUUGCUUCAUCUGCCUUCUGUCUGAGUCAUCACACAGGUAGCUGAGGCUCUUAAAAAUGGGGAGCUUAUGCACAGGGUAUAUUCUUGUGGGGCCAAAACAUUGAUUCACUGGAGGGUGCUAUAAAAAUGCCAAUGCAGUUUAGCUGAAGAUCAUUUUAUUUCCUCAUUUCUGUAGGAUUCAAGUAGAAAUGUAGAUAACUUGCAUUCCUUAUGCAACGUUCAAAACGAAAGAUACUAAAUCUGAUUUUCUUCGGUGCUACCCUGUUAUCACUGAUAGCUCCCUUACAUACUCUCCAGGGAACCGUUCACCCUCCUGCUCAAGCCUUUGAAAUGAUCCCUUCCCGCUAAUGGUAACCUAAUCAAAUUAAUUAGUUAAACUUUUUACGAUUCUUGUUUAUAUUUUUUAUAAUUGGCCAAUACAGCUAUGGGCGCAGACUUUCCCCCCACACUUUCCUUUCUGCCACUGCUGGCGUAAAGCAGUACAGGCUUCAGGGCCGUGCUGAAAGCAGGUCAGCCCGUGUGCUGAGAAGAUGCUGGAACUUACGUGCGUGUUGCUCGCUCUUGAGUCCGCUCUGACUCCCGGUGACUCUAUGAGUGAGUGAUGGCCACAGUGUCCUGUCCUCAGCAGCCCUGCUCAGCUCGGGAAGGCUCCCGCCUGGGGCUUCCUGGAGGAGUCAACCCACCUCACAUCUGCUCAUUUCCUGCUGCCUUUCUUUCCCCAGCAUCAUCUUUCCAAAGAACCCUGCCUUCUCGUGAUGUGCCCAAAGUAGGACAGUCUUACUGUACUACCAACCUCCUUCAUGUUUCUUUACUUGAAACCUUUUUUACUUUAUUUCCUCCUUUUGUAAAAAAAAAAAAAAAAAAAUUAUCGUAUUUUAAAGUCUUACUUUAGAAUUACAGAUUAGUUCUUUUUUAAAAGUAUUUCAUUUAAAAAAAUAAAUAAUUUUGGUUACCCAAAGAGCUACGUGAGAAGUGUAACUUCCACUUUUAUAGUCUAUAUGAGUAUACUUAAAAUUUUUUUACUAUAUACAAAUACACACUGAUUUGCAGUAUAGUUUAACGCCUGCUAUGAUAGACAUCUUCCAACCUGAACAUCCCUGUCGCUGAACACCAUUCAUUUAGUAUUGCCGAUACCUUAGUAAUGCGUUUCUCCUGUGGUGUCCUUGUAACAAGAACCCCUGUGAGAGUGGUAUAAUGUCUAAUAAUCAGAACUGUACUUAAAAUAGAACAUGUUGGAAAACCCCAACAUUUUUUAUUAUGUUCUCAUACCACCAGCAUGCCAUUGGCUACCCAAAAGUUACCGACUUAGGGACUGAAAACCAUCAAGUGAAAGUGCAGAUUACAUUGAAAUGUUCUCAAUGAUAAUCAUUUCAUAGCCACCCUCACAAACUGCUAGAAAUUGUGUCUGGGGCUUGUUGCAAGGUCAGAUAGAUUGUCACUUUUAAAAAUGAUCGUCUCUGUAUGUGAAUAUGUAUAGUACAUAUAAAAAUGAAUUUUUCAGGGAAUGUGCACUUUAAAAAUACUUUACUGGUUUUUGUAUUGACCAAAUAGUGCUUCUUUGGAAUGCUUAUUCUUUGGUAAAAAUAUGGCCUUUGAUGAUAAUUAGUUUUUUAAAUAUCUAUUUCUGUAUCACUGCAAUAUUUCUCUACCUUUGUGUUCCUUAUCUCUUUAAUGUGGGCUCCUGGCCCAGCUGCCUGUUGCAUAGCCUCUGCAUUGCUUCUGUGUAUUCUGAUAAGAUAAUUUAUAAACACAAAUGUUUAGAGUGAAGUUCUUCCUCCUGAAAUUCACUUUAGUCUUUUUCCCCCCCUGAAAAUUGGUUGGCUAUGCUCACUGAUAACUUUUCUAAACAAUAAUUAUUUCUUGCUCUUUAUUGGUAGAAUUAAAUUGCUUGGUCAUAUGAUUGCCCAGUUUAAUUAUGUAUAUCUUUUUCAAAUAAAUUAAGUCAAAUAAAGA
Molecule: messenger RNA, 14223 nt
Organism: Miniopterus natalensis
Lineage: Eukaryota; Metazoa; Chordata; Mammalia; Chiroptera; Miniopteridae
Source: RefSeq, a predicted model, not a curated record